AUGAAUUCAAAACGGGUAAAUAAUGUGAUUAAUCUUUUGAUUAAUGAAAUAAAAACGAAUGAACGGUCAGAAAAUGCAAAAGAAUUGCCCAAAGAAAAGGGCAUAAAUUUCGCAAAGUCUUUUUUGAAUAUUAACGGUUCAGAACCAUUUUGUGAAAACUCAUUACAAAACAAGGGGGGAUAUAGGCAAUGGGAGGGGUGUGCAGAAAAUGUAGGAAUUCCAAAAAAUAAUUGUAAUGUAAAUUCUCAGGAGAAACAGAAAACCAAUUUUGACGAAGAAAACUUUGACGAUGAUAUCAUCAGAGAAGAAGAAAAAAAGGCACUGGAAUUUUAUGAUGAACGGAUAGAUAUUUAUGAAGAAGAAUAUGUAAACAAAAAAUACAGAUUUUGCACAAAAAACUGUGAUUCCAGUUUAUGCUGUUGCGGUUGCUUCAUCCCUGUUUGCUACCAAAGUCAGAGACACGAAAGUUACGUCAACCAGUACAGAAGCCUAUACGCAGUAAAUGUGAGAAUUGACAAAAAAAAUAUUAUACAUGAGCAUGAAAUAAAUGCAGAGACGAACUGUAACAUUAGGAGAAAAGCUAAAAGUAACCCUAAAAGUAAUGCCCGUAGUAACACUGAUAGAGACGCUUACAACAACAGUAGUGACAACGUGCCAGAAAACCCAAAAGAUUCACACAUGGAUAAAAUGGAAAAACAAACAGAUCAAACCACCCUAAUGAGAGUAAAAAAAUCCGAAAACGAAAAAAAUGGGGAAGAGGAAAAAUCGCAAAUAUAUCAUGCCGUUUUUUGCGUAAAUUGCAAUAAUCACAUUGCUUACCUUGAAAUAAAAAAAAACAUUUUUCAUUUUUUUGAUGUACUACCUGACUGA
Plasmodium gonderi is the source of this 870-nucleotide messenger RNA. RefSeq lists its product as hypothetical. Lineage: Eukaryota; Apicomplexa; Aconoidasida; Haemosporida; Plasmodiidae. Bases 1 to 870 code for a protein of 289 amino acids. Gene Ontology annotation, biological process: positive regulation of cell population proliferation. The transcript is spliced from 4 exons. The record is from RefSeq and is a predicted model, not a curated record. Gene Ontology annotation, cellular component: nucleus.